AUGGAAUCAUACCACGGUCAUAUACGCACUCAAAUUGAUGCUAUUCUCCUCUUUGAGGCUUCCAGAAUGGGUUUCAUUCCUCGUAUCCGAAGAAGACUCUCAGAACGUGAACGUCUCCAAAUAUCCUCCGGGUCAAUUUAUAUUUGGGAUGAACAUGAGGCUUCCAUGAGAAGAUGGACUGACGGCAAGUCCUGGUCCGCUUCAAGAGUCUCUGGAUCUUUUUUAACUUAUCGUGAAAUGGAAGGUAGCCGCAAAACUACAGGAGACCCGAACCACUCUAAACGAUCCUCUCCCGGUGCUUCCCCAACACCUUCAGAUGACGCUUCCGAUGUCCCGGAAGAAGGCUACAGAUAUAAACAAGGCGGUCUUUUCAAGCAAAGUUUUUCAAUUACAACAUCAACCAAACUCAAAUUCCAUUUAAUUGCCUACUACACAAAAGAAGAUGUGGCUUCUGGGAAACUUAUCCAACCAUCUACUGACCCUCGCUUUAAAGAACUCCGAAUUCCUAAUGAAAUGUAUCCAGAUAAUUCAUCUUCAGGUUCAACAUUUGUCCCUGCAAUUACAACUGUUCCUUUAAGCUACUCAGCUGCAUACCAAGGAUACCCUCAUCUUCAUCAUCUUCAUCAUCUUCAUCAUCUUCAUCAUAUUCCACCACCUCCUCACAGUCAACAUCCCAUGGCCCAGAGACAUCCACAUCCUAUGUAUCCUGAAGAGUAUGCAGAAUAUGCAAAACGCCAUGAGCAACAUCAGCAGCAACAACAUCUUCACCACCAGCAGCAACAACAACAGCAACAGCAACAACAACAUCAACAUCAACAACAGCAACAAUCUCCUCACCAGUCAGGCCAACAACACCCAUCUUACUAUUCUCCUUAUCCAGGUUACUAUUAUCCUCCUCCACCUGCCGGGUACCCUUCCUAUCCAUACCGGUACCCAUAUAUGCCUCCGGACUCAUAUCCUUACCCUCCUGGGUCUUCUUCUAGAGGUUCCAACUCAUCAUCAUCAACAUCAUCCGAUGGAACUUCUUCUCCUCCUCCUUCUCAUAACCGUCUUCACCACCAUCAUCAAUCCCAUCAUUAUCCGUAUCCUCCACUUUCUCACCAUUCUUCUCCAAAUUACCUUCACUCUUAUCAUUCUCACCACUACUCAAUGUCUUCACCACCUAAUUCAGCAGCAGCUGCAGCAGCAACAGCAGCAACAGCUUCUUCUUCUUCGUCACCUUCUUCUUCAACUGUACCUUCAGCGACUUCAUAUGCAGAGAGCCUGCGCGGGCGCAGUGGCAGCUCUGCAAGUCUUUCAAGUUUACGUUCUGAUGAUGAGUCACAGCCUUCCAAUUCUACUAUAACAACUCUGCCUCCAUUAGCAACUUUGGCACGUGCCAGUGAGUCUCGUCAACGUAGCGUUUCACCUCCAGUGGGUCAUGAUGUUCAUUCUCGGCGCAGUAGCAACAGUGUUACGAGUCAAGGCCGUCCAUCUAUUCUUAAUUCCAGUAACAGCAGUAACGGCAACAGCAACAGCAACAGCAACAGCAACAUCAAUGGUAAUAUUAAUAUUGAUAAUAACAAUAAUGCUACCAAUUCAAAUGGCAAUAAUAACAGCACACAAAGCAUAUCAUCAAACUCAAAUAGCAAUAACUCUCAAGACACGGCACCGCUGGCGGCGCUGAGCGCUGCUGCUGCUUCGUGUUUGGCCAAGCCUUCUUCUUCUUCUUCUCCUUCUUCUGUGAGCAAUAGCGCCGAGAAGGAUCGGGUUCUUAGGUCAAUGUUGUCUGAUGAAAAGGCCAAGGAACCAUUAACCAUUGGCGCCUCGGCAAACUCUACUACGUCAACCCCCUUCUCCUCCACCUCUUCCUCCACCACCUCUUCAAAAUCUACAAAACCUUCAACAGAUGCCUUGCCUACUCCUCCACCAUCAACUCCAGGUUACUCUCCUAAACCUGCAUUAGCAUCUGCAAUUUUAUCCUCUGCUUCAAGACCAUCUGCUAUAAGCUCUGGUUCUUUGUCUCAGCAAUCGUCAGUCACCUCGGCCCCUUCGUCCCAGGUGUUGACGUCGCCCCAAUCCUCAAAUACUUCUACUUUGGCAGCACCAUCUUCUGCAGCUUCGUCAUCUCCAAGUGCUUCUACGACUCAUCCUACCACUUCUUCUUCUUCUUCAACAACAACAACAACAACAACAUCAACAUCAACAGUUGCAGGACUUUCACCUCAAGGUAAAAAUAAUAAGGCCAAGUGUUUACCUGAAGACAGACGAGCUUUGGGAAUGUUGGAUCGGGUAUUUAUUUAA
Magnusiomyces paraingens is the source of this 2283-nucleotide messenger RNA. RefSeq lists its product as uncharacterized. The record is from RefSeq and is a predicted model, not a curated record. Lineage: Eukaryota; Fungi; Ascomycota; Dipodascomycetes; Dipodascales; Dipodascaceae. The transcript has 3 exons. The coding region runs from base 1 to 2283 and encodes 760 amino acids. Gene Ontology annotation, molecular function: DNA binding.